AUGCCUCUGCACCUACUCGGCAAGAAGUCAUGGAACGUCUACAACGCCGACAAUGUAGCGCGCGUCAAGGCCGACGAGGCUGCCGCUGCCGCCCGCGAAGCUGCCCAUGAGCAGCGCAUGCAAGAGCUCGACGCCCAACGACGCGCUGCCAUUCUACGCGGUGAAACACCUCCACCACUACCCGAGGAAGCCUCGCCCAAACACUCAGAUGCGCGGGCUUCGAAGAACCGAGACGAGCGUGGACAUGGCCCAAAGAGGAGGAAGCUUGCCGGUGAGGAUGACACCGACAUGGACAUCCGCCUGGCCAAGUCCAUCACAGCCCCGGACGGCGAUGGCGAAGACAAGCACGAUGCUAAAGUCUUGAAAUUACGAAGCACAGCCAGCGAUGCUCCCCUGCACGACCAUGCCGGCCACAUCGACUUGUUCCCCGUCGACAUGAAGGAGGCUUUGAAACGCGAGAAGAAUGCCGAGGUUGAAAAGGAGAAGCGCAAAAAGGAAAGGGCUUUGGAAGAUCAGUAUACAAUGCGCUUUUCGAAUGCCGCUGGAAGAGGCGGAAUAGAGCAGCCCUGGUACGCAACUCAGCAGAGAUCCUCGCGAGAUGACGGAAAGGACCCCGACAACGCACACGAUGUAGCAGCAUACGAAGGCUUUGUAAAUAAGGAUGUCUUGGGUAACGAAGAUCCGCGGCGCAAGGAGAGGGAACUGGCCCGAAUAUCAUCCAACGACCCUUUUGCUUUCAUGCAACAGGCCCAGGCCCAGCUGAAGAAGGCCAAACGUGACAAGAAACUAUGGGCCGAGGAGCGCGAUAGAGAGUUGCGAGAAUUGCGGACGACGCAAGAUCAGGAAGAAAGUAGGAGCAGACAUCACAAGAGAAAGAGAAAAGACGAUCACGAUGACAAACCCUGUGAUCGCGACUCUGCUCCCUCUUCACGAUACAAGCACCGUCAUAGAAGUCGGAGCCGUAGCCGUGACCGACACCACCAUAAAUCUUCACAUCGUAGUGAGAGGCGAUGGAGUCGUAGCAGGAGUAGGGAUCGAGAUCGGAAUAGACAUAAACACCGGGAUCGCUCACGCGAAGGGCGUGAAAAGUCGAGGACGAAGUAG
Bipolaris oryzae ATCC 44560 is the source of this 1104-nucleotide messenger RNA. RefSeq lists its product as uncharacterized. Lineage: Eukaryota; Fungi; Ascomycota; Dothideomycetes; Pleosporales; Pleosporaceae. The transcript is spliced from 3 exons. The record is from RefSeq and is a predicted model, not a curated record. The coding region runs from base 1 to 1104 and encodes 367 amino acids.